GUAUAUCAUGCAUUUUGCUUAUAGCAAACAAGCUAUAAGUGUUGUGCAAGAAAUUGGAGGAUUUGAGAUUAUAGAGAGCACACAAAAGAUAAGAGAAACACUUAAAAAAUGAUUGGGUGGGAAGAUGUGUACAAAGUAAUAGUAGCAGUGGUGCCACUCUACUUUGCACUAUUUUUAGGUUAUGGUUCAGUGAGGUGGUGGAAUAUUUUCACAAGAGAACAAUGUGACGCAAUAAACAAACUAGUUUGUUACUUCACAUUACCACUAUUCGCUUUCGAAUUCACCGCGCACAUCGAUCCUUUCAAGAUGAACUUUUUAUUUAUAGGUGCCGACACUCUAUCGAAGUUAAUAAUUGUCGCGGUGAUUGCCCUUUGGGCUAAGUGUAGUAGCAAAGGAAACUAUCAAUGGUCUAUAACAAGUUUCUCUUUGUGUACUCUAACAAAUUCUCUUGUUGUUGGAAUACCAAUGGUGAAACCUAUGUAUGGAGCCAUAGGUGUGGAUCUUGUGGUUCAAGCUUCGGUUGUUCAAGCUAUUAUAUGGCUCACUUUGCUUCUAUUUGUAUUGGAGUUUAGAAGAACGGGAAUAGAAGGCACAAUCACUACUAUAAAACCAAAGGCUAGUAGUGUUAGUAAUGUGAUGAUGAUAAGUGGAGGUGAAGAAAGUAAAGAUGUGGAGGCAAAUAACAUAGUUGAAUAUACAAGUACUAGGCUUCCUUUCUUUGAAUUGAUGAAGCGUGUGUGGCUCAAAUUUAUAGUCAACCCAAAUUCUUAUGGUUGUGUUAUUGGCAUUUCAUGGGCUUUCAUAUCUAAUAGGUGGAAUUUGGAAUUGCCAAGCAUGGUAGAGGGUUCUAUAUCGAUCAUGUCAAAGGCUGGGACAGGCACCGCCAUGUUUAGUAUGGGUAUUUUCAUGGCACUUCAGGAGAAGUUGAUUUCGUGUGGACCAAGUUUGACACUAUUUGGUUUAGUUUUAAAGUUCAUUGCUGGACCAGCAGCAAUGGCUAUUAGUGCCUUCGUUGUUGGAUUGCGUGGUGAUGUUUUACGAAUUGCCAUCAUUCAGGCAGCAGUUCCACAAUCCAUCACUUCCUUCAUUUUUGCUAAAGAAUACGGACUGCAUGCUGAGGUUCUUAGCACUGCGGUGAUCUUUGGAAUGAUUGUUUCGCUUCCAAUCUUAGUUGCCUACUAUGCAAUAUUGGACUUCAUUCAUUGAUUCGUAGAGAGAUUAUUAUAUACCAUUAAUUAAUUUUGAAACUUAAUUAAGGGUCAAAAUUAAGGGAGGCAAGACAAUUCAAAGUUUCUUCUUCAAAUUUAUCGACUAAAACUCUAGCAACCCAAAUACAUCAUGGAUAUGCACGUGCUUGAAUUUUAUUAUGAUUCCCAUUAGACAGCUAGUGAAUUAUCCCAGUAAAAGGAAAAAAAAAAAAGAAUCUAUAUUUUCGAAUGCAAUUUUAUUUAUAUAUGAGAUUAAUUAUUAUCAAAAUGUAAUUAUUUUUUAUACAUAUAUCAAAAAAUUCAAACCAUAA
Molecule: messenger RNA, 1519 nt
Organism: Trifolium pratense (red clover)
Lineage: Eukaryota; Viridiplantae; Streptophyta; Magnoliopsida; Fabales; Fabaceae
Product: auxin efflux carrier component 5
Exons: 5
Coding region: 109-1206 (365 amino acids)
Biological process (GO): auxin polar transport; auxin export across the plasma membrane
Cellular component (GO): plasma membrane; endoplasmic reticulum
Molecular function (GO): auxin efflux transmembrane transporter activity
Source: RefSeq, a predicted model, not a curated record